Lycium ferocissimum is the source of this 625-nucleotide messenger RNA. RefSeq lists its product as uncharacterized. NCBI's taxonomy places the organism in Eukaryota, Viridiplantae, Streptophyta, Magnoliopsida, Solanales, Solanaceae. The record is from RefSeq and is a predicted model, not a curated record. The transcript has a single exon. The coding region runs from base 163 to 486 and encodes 107 amino acids.
UCUCAAGCCAACCGAACAACCACGAAUCCUCCAGAUACUUCACUUUUUCUUCAGCUCUCUACAGCUUUCUUCUCUAUCUCUUCAAAAACUCCAAUUCAUACCAAUAUAACCCAAAUCAAAAAUCAAGAAAGUAUCAGAAACAAAACCCAAAAGAACAAAGCAAUGUUUUUCUUCUUCGUAGGAGGGCUAGAGCAACAGGCGAGACAAGUAUUGAAGAGCGGCGUUGGUCGGUGCAUAGCGUGCGGAUCACGCGCCGACCUAGUCGACUAUGACAAGGUUUUGAAGCUCUUCUUUGUUCCUGUGUGGCGAUGGCCGGGAAAAGAGCCGGUGAUGUACUGUAACGACUGCAAACUUUUCUUCCCUCAAUCACUAACUCCACCGCCGUCGUCCUCGGCGGACGUGCCGGAUGUUCUUAGGUGUCAGUUUUGUCGCCGGGAAGUGGAUGCGGAUUUCCGAUUCUGCCCUUUCUGUGGUAAUGCACUCUGAGUUCUGAUAUGUAAAUGGAUGUUUGUAAUUAUGUUAUGUUCUUCUUGUAAUAAGUGUGACUUUGAGGAAUAAAUUUGAGGUUUUUUUGUCUUGUUCUGUUUUGAAAAUGUAUUAUAUGUGUAAUUACGAAAGUUAGAGA